AUGCCAAGUAUACCGAAUGUACCAAACUUCAACACCUACGGCGCAGGCGCGGAUUACAUGUAUAAGAACACACUUGGAGCUUCACUAGGCGCAGAACGCACUGAUUUCCUUCAAAAGACUGAUGUAUCUGCGAUGGGAAAACUAAAUCUCUUCAAGACGCCUAGCUCUUCACUCGAUUUCGGCGCAGGUGCAACGCGAUCCUUUUCUCCCUUCAUACCAAAGAGCAGCUGGGAACCGGCGUUUAAGUUUAACUUUAUGAAAUCAUUUUAA
This is a messenger RNA of Pieris macdunnoughi, 270 nucleotides long. The record is from the annotation of a GenBank genome assembly. Lineage: Eukaryota; Metazoa; Arthropoda; Insecta; Lepidoptera; Pieridae.